Messenger RNA from Prorocentrum cordatum, 2613 nucleotides. The record is from the annotation of a GenBank genome assembly. Lineage: Eukaryota; Dinophyceae; Prorocentrales; Prorocentraceae.
AUGGUCUCCCUCGCCCUGGUGAAGCCGCUGGAGGACGCGCUGCGGGCGGGCCGGGUGCCUGUGGCACGGCCAAGCGUGGAGCCUCUGGCCCGCCGCCUGGCCUCGACGCCCCUGCCUGGCCCGCCGCCAGAGGAGCGCGUGCUUCUGGCAAAGACGGCGGGCCAGCCAGAGAGCUCUGGACAGACGGCGGAGGCGCGGAAGGCACGCGCAGCCGAGCUGGGCCGCUGGCAGACGUGCUUCGCCGCGGGCCUCGAGUCCGACGAGAGCUUCCAGGUGAGAGGUGCCGUGACCGAGGGCACUUACCGGCGAUGCGCGGAGCGCGUGAGAGACUUCCAGAACCACGUCGGGAUCCAGAAGUGGAACGAGCUGAGCGACAGGGACCUCGACGCCCCGGUGGUCGCCCGCCUGGAGGAGAUGUUCUUGGAGGGGCCCGCCAGCCACCACGUGGGCUACCUGCUGGCGGCCCCGGAGGCCUUCGCACCCGCGCUGGGGCGACGCGGCGAGCGGCAGUUGCCGCGAGCACGGCGCGCCCUCUUGGGAUGGCAGAGGCUCUGCCCAGGCCACUCUCGGCCUCCCCACUCGUGGGCGGUGAUAUGCGGGCUGGCGGUGUGGCUGCUGCAACGGGCCCCCCCUCUAAUGGGGCUCUGGCGCAUCGUGAACGCCAGCCUGUACCUGCGGCCGGGAGAGAGCCUGGCGCUGAGAGGGAUGGACUUCUUCCCUCCAACAGGGUGGAGCUCCCCGACCUGGUCAGUUCUGAUCCGAGCAAGGGAGCUCAACAUCCACACCAAGACCAGAGACUUCGACGACUCCGUGCGGUGGGACGUGCCCGAGUUACAAUGGGUGGCCCGCUACUUCGAAGAGUGGCGGGCGGCAAAGGAGACGAAGGUGUGGACCUUCGACUGCAGCGACCUGGCCCUCGACAUCGACGACCUGGUGCCCUACUCCAUGCGGCGCACAGGGUGGUCGUGGGACGUCGCAGUGGGUCGGAGGUCGCUGAGCGAGGUGCAGAAGAGGGGCCGUUGGAGGCCCUUGGUGGUGCUUGAUAUGUUUGCUGGCGUGGCUCGCGUGUCCAAGGCUGUCUCGCAGCUCGGGCACAUCGCAGAGAUUGUUGAUUUCAACAACGGGCCAGCUUUUGAUAUUUCAGACAAGCACGUCCUGAAUCACCUGCUCCACACAAUUCGACGCAGCUCUUUUGAUGGCGGGAUGGUGGCCCCACCAUGCACAACCUUCAGUAUCGCCCGUCACCCAGCCUUGCGCCUGGCCGCCUGUCCUUGGGGGAUCCCCGAGGCUGCAGGGCACCCACAACUGGUGCAGGCGAAUUUGGUGACGAGGGCCGCGCUGCGGGCAAUGCGAAGCUGCUGGUCUCGCAAGAUCCCUUUUGCUGUCGAGAACCCGCAGACCAGUUUGUUUUGGAAGCUGCCAGAGAUUGCCCACCUCACAUCCAAUAAGAAUAGCUACCCGAUGAUUACCGACCUGUGCCAGCGGGGGGCCCCAUGGAAGACGCCGACCACCGUCUGGCAGGAUUUUUUCGACAAGUCCUUGACCGAAGUUGGUCGCAUAUUGUGGAUUUGGGUGGAGCUGGCCAGCUUUAAGAUGGGUUUCUCCGUCUUCUACCUGGCUCCCACUAGAUGGAGCGACGGAGGCGGCCCCUGCGAGGUGGAGGCGGGCCAGCUGCGCGUGGCCAUCGAGCGCAGCCUGCUGGACUGCGCGCUGGCCCUCCGAGUCGAGAGGGCGCGCUGGCGAGGCGGCGGGGCGGGCGGCGAGCCCGCGCCCGAGGAGGUCCUGGGCGUCCCCCGCGGCGCCAGCCCAGAGGAGGUGAAGGCCGCGUACCGGGAGAAGGCGAAGGCGGCGCACCCUGACAAGGGCGGGGACCCCGGCGCCUUCUGCCGGCUGCAGCAGGCCUACCUCGCUCUGACCGGCAGAGCGCCUGGCGGCGAGGAAGGCUCGGCGGGCGGCCUGCUGGCGCUGCCGCCCGCGGGCGCGGCGAAGGACUUCGAGCUGCGGGAGCACCGCACGCUCGUGGAGUCCUGGUUCCGCGAGCACGGCGAGGACCUCGGCGUGCACGUCGCGAAGCAGAAGGCGCCCCCGGGCCAUCGUGGCGCUCGGGUUGGAGACCUGCGACGUGGGGUCUGUCAACCGGAACGAGAAGGGCGAGCAGAUGCACAACCAGUGUUUCUACCUCUCGCUGGCGCGGGCUUAUCUUCGAGCGACAGGAGGCCACUCCUCGAGGAGACGGCCCUCCACUUCAAGAGGAUCAUCGAGGCGGCCGUGCUGGCGGCCCACCCCGACUGGGGCGGUCAGCGCGUCGGCGAGGACGUGCAGGCUUUCAGCGACUUCCUGUUUUUCGUGCUUCACUCCCAUGCGCUCCUGUCCGAGCUCGCGGUGGCGGUCUUCGACUCCGUGAGCGGUGGCAUUGAGAUCUACAGGGGGAAGCACUACCCCUCGGGGCCGCAUAGGGAGGCGGAGUGCCGCGCCAACCUGCUCGCUAUCUGCUACGUGCCUGGGCACUACAUGGCCCUCGUCCCGCAGACGCCAGGGAGGGGCCCCACGCUCGAGGAGCUGCAGGCAAAGCUGGCCGAGCACGACGUCCUGUACGUGCUGACGGACGGGUAG